AUGGCAACUGGUCCGUCGGUUAUCAGCGAUAUGGCCUCUUAUCAGGAUUUGGAUACUCAAUUACGGUCUGGAAUUGAUUUGAUACAAGAUGCAUACACUCGACAGGCUGCAGCUUUGAAGCAUGAGGUUGCACAUUGGAAACAUACUGCCUCGCAUCAUAAAGACCAGAACUCGGCCUUGGAUGCUCAGGUUGCAGCUCUUACUCGCAGAGUGGCAGAACUUGAGCGAGCAUUGUCAACACAAGCUUCAGAAAAAAAGGCAUUGAUUGCUUCCAAGAGUGCGCUGAUGGACAGAUACAAUUUGAUCAAAAAAAGUGCAUCCCAGCUGGAAGCAUUCAGAAAGUCUAUUGUAAGCAUGGUUGAAUUUAGUCCUGCUGCUCAACCACUUUUAUCGUUGGAUUCAGAUUCUCGGAAUAUAGAUGGCGAGUAUUUACACACUCCAAGUAAACCAGAUCUUACCCGAAACAAUGGGAAUUAUGGUAAUAUGCUGUCCAUGCCGCCUCAAAACCUUUCUGAUGGAACUUAUCAGCUAUCAUCACAACCACACGUACGUAAGAACGAACCUUGUAGUCAAGCAGAAAAUUCGGGCAGAUAUACGACAGGUCCUAUUUUAUUAGAACAUCUUCAUCCCUUUGGUGAAAGCUCUGAUUCGCGUGGGCAUCGGAAUGAGAAAACAGAAGAUUCAGGUGUGUCUUCAGGUGAAUCUGCUGGACUUGGAGGGUCUAUUGGGCAGCAGCGUAAUACUUUGGAAAAUAGAACAUCCAAUCUAUUUGGCACUGGGUCAGCUGCACUUGAUGGGUUCAAGAGCAAUGGAUCUUCUGGUGUCGAUGACGAUGCCAUCACCUGUAUGACUAAUCCACAAGGCCAAGACAAAGUAGAUCCGCUUUCAAUGCAAGAUUUUAAUUCAAAUCUACCAGACCAUGCCAAUCUAGGACAUGACUCGACAUCCUAUUUUGAUCAUAAUAACACGUUGCGCUCAUUGGAUAUUAGUACACAGGCACUAGACUACUCGUUGGCAUCUAUGACAACACAAGAUAAAUCGGGAGCGGGGACUGUCGAUGUUUUGGCUUCUAGUAAAUCACAUCCAAAUCCUUCAAAUAACCAUCAACAUCGACUUUAUUCUGGGGAUAUGGUUAUAAAAAAUAGUGUAAAAGGCGGGGCCACGAGGAAUACUGUAGAUGAUGGCAUUGCAGGCCAAACCAAUAACGACACCCGACGCGUAAGUUCGAAUGGAUUAGAUGUACUAAUCAAUCGCCGGUCAGAACAGCGAUCAGGAGGCUUUACAAAGCAUACCAAGUCACUUUCAAACGGACCGUCAUCAACAGCUCACCCAGAAUCAAGUGACACGCUACCCUUUUCAAAAUCAACACAAUCACGGACUUCGUAUCUGGCUUCAUCAAAUGGUGCACACUCGGCUUUUAAUCGACGUAGCGUAGAGGAAUUAAACUCUGGCACUGAGACUCAAGAAACUGAUUCACCGCACAUGGAUGCUCCAACAUUAUAUCGACAUAUUCGAGAUAUUCUCACACCGUCAUCGUUUGAGCUGUUUGCCACUGCAGUCGCUGCAUUUAAUGCAGGACGUGUUUCUGCAUCAGACACAGUUGCACAAGUGCAUCGAAUUGUUGGACCUGGAGAGUUGAGUAAUCAAAUGAGUCGAUUGAUAUACGAGGCUAUGAGGGAAAGUACCACCAGCACUAAUACAGCAUAG
This is a messenger RNA of Batrachochytrium dendrobatidis JAM81, 1707 nucleotides long. RefSeq lists its product as uncharacterized. Bases 1 to 1707 code for a protein of 568 amino acids. The transcript is spliced from 5 exons. NCBI's taxonomy places the organism in Eukaryota, Fungi, Chytridiomycota, Chytridiomycetes, Rhizophydiales. The record is from RefSeq and is a predicted model, not a curated record.